ACGUCCCUCCAAAUUCAUCCGGUUACUAAGGUGAAAGAAGUCAAAAACGAGUUCGAUGGGCCAAACGGAGAAACCUAAGCCUAAGAAUUGAUGUGUUUGUUACUGACUGGAAAUGGGACGGCUUAGAGAGUAUUGGUGGCGCUGUGUAUUGACUAUAUUACUGUCAUCGAAUUCAUCCUAUUACUGCAAAUCAUGGGCCCUGGAGAAUACGGUGGUUUCGGAGACUGAUGACUUGCUGAUUCGGGAAUUGUUGGAAUCGGCAAGGGAGUCCGACUUCUUCGAAUGGUUAAAAAGGGUUAGGAGAAGAAUUCACGAGUAUCCGGAAUUGGCAUUUGAGGAGCACAAGACGAGUCAACUCAUCAGAGAUGAGCUGGACUCGCUCGGGGUGGAGUACGCCUGGCCAGUUGCUAAAACCGGGGUGGUGGCGACAAUUGGGUCUGGAAAUCGGCCUUUCUUUUCUCUAAGAGCAGACAUGGAUGCCCUUCCUAUUCAGGAAUUGGUGGAUUGGGAGCAUAAAAGCAAAAUCAAUGGUAAAAUGCAUGCCUGUGGUCAUGAUGCUCAUACCACCAUGUUGCUUGGAGCAGCUAGAUUGCUUCAGAACACCAAAAAUAAUCUCAAGGGGACUGUUAAGCUCGUCUUCCAACCUGGUGAAGAAGGUCAUGCUGGCGCAUAUCAUGUCUUACAAGAAGCAGCACUAGAAGGGGUUGAAGCAAUUUUUGGCCUCCAUGUUUCCCCAGAGAUGUUUGUAGGUACUAUCGGUUCAAGACCAGGUCCAAUGCUAGCUGGAUCAGGCAGGUUUUCAGCAAUAGUUCAAGGCAUAGGUGGACACGCAGCAGCACCUCAUAAAACUAGAGAUCCAAUUGUUGCUGCUUCCAUGGCAAUUGUUGCACUGCAGCAGAUUGUUUCUCGAGAAACUGAUCCUCUAGAGGCCAGGGUGGUUUCUAUUGGAUCCAUAGAUGGUGGUCAAGCAGGAAAUGUGAUCCCUGAGACAGUUAAGUUUGGAGGCACAUUUCGGUUCAUGACCUCUGAAGGUUUUUCCUACCUUCGUCAAAGGAUCAAGGAGGUCAUAGAAAUUCAAGCGCACGUAUACCAUUGUACUGCUACUGUUGACUUCAUGGAGGAGAAACUGAGGCCUUACGGACCAACCAUCAACGAUCCUUCAAUGUACAAACAUGCAAAAAGAAUUGGAGACAUCUUACUUGGGGAAAACGGAGUGCAGCUUACUCCAAUGUCGAUGGGGGCUGAGGACUUCAGUUUCUACGGACAGAAAAUGCGAGCUGCAUUCUUUAAGAUAGGGAUAAGAAAUAAGACGAUGGAUUCAAUAAAAGAUAUACACACACCCUACUUUGCCAUAGAUGAAGAAGCUCUUCCCAUCGGAGCGGCUUUUCAUGCUGCAGUUGCAACUACUUACUUGGAUAGCCAUGCUCAGAUUCAAUAGGAGCAUGACCAUUUUCAGCUCUUUCAGAAGAUGGUAAAGGCUGAGACUUGGAAGAAUGUCCUUCCAACUAUGAAGGUAGCCAAUAUAAGUUUGACCAUCAUUCAUGUGUGCUAAAACAGUUUUCGCACAGGCAAUUGUUAUAAUUUAGAUCCAGGAACCCUCGUGUUUCCAAAAAAAAAAAAAUUACUGGUGUUAAUUGAAGUUCAAAACCUUCAAGAUCUCUACUUGUGACAAAGUGGAACAUUUGGUGACUCA
Messenger RNA from Coffea eugenioides, 1693 nucleotides. RefSeq names its product IAA-amino acid hydrolase ILR1-like 3. Gene Ontology annotation, cellular component: endoplasmic reticulum. The coding region runs from base 113 to 1438 and encodes 441 amino acids. Gene Ontology annotation, biological process: auxin metabolic process. Lineage: Eukaryota; Viridiplantae; Streptophyta; Magnoliopsida; Gentianales; Rubiaceae. Gene Ontology annotation, molecular function: IAA-Ala conjugate hydrolase activity. The transcript is spliced from 5 exons. The record is from RefSeq and is a predicted model, not a curated record.